GAUCAGACUGGUGCAAAUUCAUCUCAUGCAUUCAUCUCUGAUUCAUAUAGCGUCUAGCUCGACGUCCCGACACGCCGACCGAGAGCUGCAGCCGCCGCGCUUUAAUAUCCUUUGAACUGAGAGCGGACUCUCAUUAAAGACGACCGAGCGCCGCUGGGAAGGUUUAUUGGGGUUUGAUCAGCGCUAUGGCGGAGGUGCCAGGUACAUCGAGUGAGACGAUAACGGAGACCGUUCAGACGGGCACGCCGCCUCCACCCCAGCAGGAGGGCAGAAGCCUGACCAUCAAGCUCAGGAAAAGGAAGACGGAGAAGAAAGUGGAGUGGUCCAGUGACACGGUGGACAACGAGCAUCUGGGCCGGAGGUCUUCAAAGUGCUGCUGUGUUUAUGAGAAGCCUCGACAGUUCGGCGAGUCUUCCUCGGAAAGCGAGGGGGACGACGAGGAGGGCUGCGGAAGCGCGCACUGCAUUCUGGGACAUGGGAGAAGAGGCCACGGACAGAGGGAGGGUGGAGGGAGCACGACGCCCCCUAGCUCCGGGGGAAAGAACCCUCACUAGAGCUUGACACGAGCGGGAGGGAAGGGUAACGGACGGCGUGGGCACUACAUUCAUAAUCCCUCAUCCUCACUCACAUCCGAUUACAUCACGCCAUCACUGGGUGUCAAAAGCUUUUUGAUGAAUGAAAGCUUGUAGAGCAAUGCAACGUGAUUCGUUUUCUCCUCGGUCAUUUGCGUAAUGACCCAAAAGAGGGAUAAACCCUUUUUUUUUUUUUUUUUUUUUUUGCGAUCUGAAUGCUGCGGAAAAUUGAUGUUUGUUGUACAUAGGACAUUGGUUUUUAUUUCUUUUGUAAAAUCGGUAUUUAUUCGUCUCGCGUUUAACAACUUGAUCUUAGUUUCGUGUUCACGAGCAACGUUUUAACGGAUUUAAAAUAUGAUUCAGCAGGGUUAGAGCUUCUAGUUCGGAUUUGAAAGGAAUGAAUGCAGUAUAAUAAAAGGAUUUAUUUUCUUUUUAAUCAAACAUGGUUUGCCUUGCGGUGUCACAAUUCUAGCAGCAGUAUUUCUUCAUAUCACUCGAUCGUUCGAGGAACUUCAAACGUAACGUGUGUCGUGUGCUAUAGUGAAUUUAAAACAUGGCAAAUUUCAGGAACUCAACCCUUUGGAUCUUUUUUUUUUUUUUUUUUUUUUGACAAGGGCGCAUUAAAAUCAUUUCCAUCAGCCGUCGUAAGUUUGCGUUCUAGUGAGACUCCCCUCAGACAAUCAGACUAGUCAGAGACUCGGCGUGUACGUGCGGAGACAUUGAUGUGUUUAUGACUUAGUGAAGUGGACUGAGAAACAUCUGCGGUGCUGUACUUCCUUCUGAAUGCCAACUGAGAGGCUGGAUCAUUGCUCAAAACCUGACCGAAAUUAAACGGCAGCGGUCAAAUGAAAGAAAUAGUUCAGCCGAAUAUGAACAUAUGCGGCUUUUCUACUCGGGUCAUCGAGAUGGAAAUGAAUUGGUUUGUUCACGGGAACAGAUUUGAUGAAAUGUACGCGUUGCGUCAUUUUCUCAGCAGUGUAUCGUCUUCAGUGAAUGGGUGCCGUCUGAAUGAGAGUCCAAACAGCUGAUGAAAACAUUACAGUAACCCACUCGGCUACGGACCAUCAGUUAACAUCUUGUGAAGUGAAAAGCUAAUCCAUCGAGACUCCUAACGACUAAAACAUGACAUCCAUAAUGCUGCUUUCUCCAGUGGAAGUCAUCCUGACUGAAUCAGGAGAGAAAUAAGCACAGAUCCGGCACUGUUUAGAGGCAAAAACGGCUCAAAAUGAAUAAUUUCUUAGGAUUGUAGGAUAGUAUAUUGGUUAGAAGUGACGGUUUAAAGUUAAAACACUAACUAAUGGAGCAUGCACGGCUUAUUUCUUCACAAGACAUUAACUAAUAGACCGGAGUGCUGUGGAUUAUUGCGACGCUUUUUUUCAGCUCUUUCUGACGGCACCCAUUCACUGCAGAGGAUCCGCCGAUGAGCAAGUGAUGCAAUGCUACACAAGAAACAAACUCAUCUAAAACUUGGGUGAACUAUUCUAUAAAGCAGUGGGAUUGAUCUGAAAAUGUGUACGUUUGGUAAAUUUUCCUUUAUCAUGCCUUGCACGAAAUAUAAGGAAGAUGUUCUGUGUGUGCGUAUAUAUAUAUAUAUAUAUAUAUAUAUAUAUAUAUAUAUAUAUAUAUAUAUAUAUAUAUAUAUAUAUAUAUAUAUAUAUAUAUAUAUAUAGAAGAUCUCCCUGUGACAUGCGAGGUGCCUCAUCUCAUCCCAGGCACUAUGGCUGCUUUUAUUUGGCAGAAAUUUGUAUAAAAUCCAGCUAAAAGUGAAAGGGUGCAUGUCGUCAGGAUGGCGCGUAGUAGUUUGACUCGAGCUUUAAGGUGUAAACGGAUUACAUGUGGUAUGAAGAGUGUGGGAGAGUGCAUGGCUGAAAGCUGGCCAAGACCAAAUGCACAUAGCAUCACCUCUCCACCGAUGUCACAUGCAGUUUACAGUCGACCCCCAUCAGGACCGUCACUGCAGUCAUCUGCAUCCCAGCAUUCACCUGCAUCUGUCGUCCCUUUACUGUGAACGCACCUGUAUGUACAUAGCAAAGGUCAUAGAGUGGAUUUAACACAAAUAAACAGAUGUUAAAUUAUGUUGUUUAUAUCUAUUAAAUGCUUAAUGGCAACCCGA
Messenger RNA from Puntigrus tetrazona (Sumatra barb), 2685 nucleotides. It is a transcript of the gene ppp1r11, whose product is annotated as protein phosphatase 1, regulatory (inhibitor) subunit 11. Gene Ontology annotation, molecular function: protein phosphatase 1 binding; protein serine/threonine phosphatase inhibitor activity. Bases 186 to 554 code for a protein of 122 amino acids. NCBI's taxonomy places the organism in Eukaryota, Metazoa, Chordata, Actinopteri, Cypriniformes, Cyprinidae. The record is from RefSeq and is a predicted model, not a curated record. The transcript has 3 exons. Gene Ontology annotation, cellular component: nucleus.